GUUACCCUGAGCAAUGUGGACAUGAUGGUGGAGACCGUCCGUGAGAUCGCUGAGCUAGUGACGUGGGGCGACAAGCACGACGCGCUGAUUACAGAGUUCUUCAUGGAGAAGCGCAUGCUUGAGAAGUUGCUGGGGUUUCUUGAACCAUCGCGCAGAACAGCAAAGCCGAUGAAAGUGCAGAUUCUGCAAUCCCUGAGCAUCUUCUUCCAGAACCUCAACAACUCGUCGCUGAUCUUCUACCUCCUAUCGAACGACCACGUGAACGAGCUCAUCACCCACAGGUUCGACUUCCAAGAUGAGGAGCUGAUGGCGUACUAUAUCUCGUUCCUGAAGGCGCUUUCCCUCCGCGUCAACGCGGACACCGUCCACUUCUUCUUCAACGCGCGGAAGACUCCAGGUGACGCCGCGUCCACCUCCCUCCUGCCCUUCCCCCUCCUGACCGAGGCGCUGAAGUUCUACAACCAUGACGACCACAUGGUGCGAGUUGCAGUCCGCACCUUGACGUUGAACAUCUAC
Messenger RNA from Guillardia theta CCMP2712, 516 nucleotides. RefSeq lists its product as hypothetical. Gene Ontology annotation, cellular component: endolysosome membrane; late endosome. Lineage: Eukaryota; Cryptophyceae; Pyrenomonadales; Geminigeraceae. Gene Ontology annotation, biological process: regulation of autophagosome maturation; endosome to lysosome transport; endosomal transport. The record is from RefSeq and is a predicted model, not a curated record. The annotation marks the transcript as partial. The transcript is spliced from 5 exons.